GUUGACGCUCGUGCGGUGCAGUUGUGGUGCGCGCUUGAAGAGUGCUUUUCGUGCGUGCGUGCGUACGCGUGUGUAUGUCGUGUGUUUUUCGUGCGCGUCGUGUUUUAUUGUUAUGUUGCGAUAUUUUUUGGGGGAGCAUUUUUCGACAGAGAAAGAAUAAAAAAGUUUUCGUUGACCUUUUAAAGCUUUAGAGAAGCUACGAUUUUAGUGCCAGCUUGGUGCAGUGAAAUCCGGAAGAACCCGCAGCGAUUUGUGGGGUGUGUGAGAGCGACCUUUCGGCGCUUACGGGGCCAAAAUAAACAAGUGAAUUUCGUGAAGAAUAAUAACAAGUUGCGUUAGCGCAAGCAGAGAGAAGCCUCUUGUGUUGUGGUCAUCAUUCAAGGUAGCAAUUGGAGUAAAGAGAAGACCAGCGCGAAGAUUCGUCAGCAUCCCAAGAAGAUAAAAAAGAUCAUGCAGCACUGUGUGAGUGUCGACUUUGUUAUCAGCUCGUGUUGAUAUCGCACUGAAAGAAGAGGCGACAAACCAAGAAGAAGAUACAAUCGGUGGUGACGUUUCUCUUGUCGGUCCAAGAGUUGUCAACCUGAGUGUUUUGAAGGGUUUUCGGGUGACGAUAGUGACCCUGAAACCUCCGGUCAAGGUGGUCAAGCGUUGGGAUAAAUCGGCACUGCGUGACACGGUGUGAGAGUGUGUUUGUGGAUGUAGUGUGCAAAGAAAUACACCGAUACAAGAGUCACCCAUACCGGAAUACUUGGGAAGAAAUCGAUUUCCUUACGGGGAGGCGAUACAGCACAGUGGUUGAGCACGUGAAGUUCAGCAGAUUGCAGGUCAGCGGUAACCAUUGUGACCUGUCAAACAAUGUGACAGUUCGACGAGUGUCACAACAACAACAGUGCAUUGUCGUCGUCGGUGGUACCUGAAGCAACACUGCGUUGAGGAAGACCGUCGUGUGUGAUAAGAAAUUGUUUAUUUUUGAUAGCAGCGCCUACUCAUCCUACGAGGCCGAAACACGGUCCCGAAGUUCAACCCCGGGGUAGAAACAACCAUCUGUGUCGCGUUUGUGUUUGUGUUUCGUUUUGUGCGUGCGUGUGUAGAAAGCAAUGAGUGCUAUGUUUGUGUACAACAAAGUGCAGCCGAUUCUGUACUGCUUACGACGCAGAGAAGAUCUUUAACUAACCCCCUGUCACAAUAACCCACUACGAAAAAAAAGAAGAACCAAACCGACCGUUCGGAAUGGCCGAAGAACCGAGCAGUCCCAUUCCGGCGUGUCCGCCGUUGCCCAAGGACCUGGUCGCGGCGGUGACCUCCCCGCGCAAGCCUCCACCUUCGAAACCAAUCAAUCGGGAUGUAAACAACCGGCGAUUCCCAAAGGCCGCCCCCGUAGUGGUGACCCCCAACGAGGACACCGUAUCGCUGGAGGAGGUCCUGAAGACGUUCAAUGCGCCCAUCUCCGAGGACCAGGCGUGGGCGUUGAUCUACCAGAGUGCGCGCAUGUUCAAGGCCGCACUGCUGCAGGAAGGCGAAGGGGGCGGGGACGGGGAUGAUAGUGGUGGGGGAGGGGGCGACGAUGGGGACAGUGGAAGUGGUGGGGGUAGUGUUAGUGGGGGUAAGGGUGGGAAACGGAGAGGACGGCGACGCAGGCCGGAAAUCCGGCUGCCGGUCAAGACGCGGCACCUGAACGUCAACAAGGACGGGAGCUGCUCGGUCGCGGUCGGAGAUGAAGAAAAAGACAUCUGCGUGACAUCGUCCCAGAAAAAGAUCCUCUUAAAACUAGGCAUCGUCGUUUACACCGCACUUGACUACAACCUGCCGCCUAAUGAGGACUGCCCAAUGUCCCACGAGUUGGAGGAGUUGAUCGAGUUCAUGACAGCCGAAGACAAUGACGAUGAAGGCAUCGAGCACGACUCCGAGGAACCGGUGACGGACGAGGACGAGGCGGUCGUGGCUGACCACGUGGAUGAGGAGUACGACGAGGACGAGGGAGCGGACGGGAACGGCGGCGAGGACGAAGAUCACCGGCAUCACCAGCACUACCACUACCCGCGGCUCGGCCAUCAUCACCACCACCACCAUCAUCAUCAUUGCAAUGGGGAUGACGGCACGGGUCGGAGCAAAUCACAUCACGAAACCAAAGAACUGGAUCACGUACUGGCGUUCUGCUCGUCACGUGUGUCCCCAUCGAAGCCGGAGGACCACUACCGGGCCGUGUGCCGGGCGUUGGCCACCGAAACGCUAGAGUUAAGAACGUUCCUACAGCGGGUAUGCACGGGCGAGGGCGCCGAGGUGCUGCGGUUGAAGGCCCAAGCCGAAACGUCCGGCAAGGAGCUGGAGAAGAUCCACUUCAGCGAUUGGUUGGACGACCACAGGAUUUGGCAAGCGUUGCAAGCCCGCUUCUGGAUGCAGGUGGUAGACGAGCUGCGGCGGGGAGUCCGACUGAAAAAGAUCAGCUGCUCCCGAACGCCGAUCGAGUACGAGCUGACGCCAUACGAAAUCCUGAUGGAGGACAUCCGGUCCAGAAAGUACAAUCUUCGCAAGGUGAUGGUGGACGGUGACAUCCCGCCGCGGGUCAAAAAAGACGCUCACGCCGUCAUCCUGGAGUUUAUCCGAUCGCGGCCCCCGUUACGCAAGGCCUCCGAUCGGAAACUUGCCCCGCAGCCGUUAAAGCGCGUUGCCUGCCCCCGGGAGCAGCUGCUCGAUUCCAUCCGAAAAGGACGCGUGCUCAAGCCGGUGCAUCCGAAGCUGAAAACAAGACGCGUCGCAUCCAUGAUUUCCAUCAUGUUCCCAAUGCCACAACCAUUUCAUUGCAUCAACAUCUUUUUACCAACCACACAACAAAUAGAUAGCGUAAAGAAAUCAUGUGAUGAACUAGCAAAUAGUAGCAGUAGCAAUAGUCAUAGCACAACCAACAACAACCAACAGACGGCGGCGGCGGCGGCCACUUCGGCGGUCGUGGCCAGUUCAGCUCCAACGGCGCAGAGCUCUGGCAGCGGCCGACAACACACGGGAGCGACGGCGGCCAAGUCGUUCGGAGCGGCCGCCAUGUACGCCAACUCGCCCCGAAACACCCUAAGACUGAUACCGGUGGACUUUUCGCUGUUUGAGGAUGACGACUUCAUCAUCGAAACGGCCCCAAACGGCGAUUCCACGGCACCGGGCUCGAGCCAUCCGAGGCCAAACGGUGGCGGCCGGUAUGCCACCCUGGUGCCCGGUUCCAAGCGGUCCGGCGGCGCCAGUACAAAUCUCAUCAACAAUGAAAACAACCAGAACAACAUCAACACCGUACUACGGCGGACAAAAAAUAUCAUAACGCACGACGAGUACCAUAGGUUCUGUGAUAAAGCACUCGAAACGUACGAUCUGGCAACGCAGUGCGAAUCGCGCCGGGCGUCGAUGCGCCGCCACACCAUCAUCGGCUGCAACCAAAACUACAAACUGGACCACCUGAGCAGCCACUCGAUGCCUCCGUCGCGACCUGCCUCCCGCCAGUCGGACCACAACGGAGGAGGUUCAGCCCAGCAAACCCAUGCUCAGGGGACACCCCAGCACACUCAGCUGACGACAACGUCAACGGCAACGACCAGCAAUGGAUGCGCCGCCGUCGUAGCCGGAGAUCUGCUGGUGGCCAGCAGCAACAUGUCCUCGCUGGACACGUGGACAAAGAGUUCCCUGGACGAGCACCAGUGGAAGGACACCUUCAACCUGAACGACCGACUCUCGCUGACGCUGGAGGAGAUUGUCCACAUACGGUCCGUGAUGACCAAGGCCGAACUCGAAGGUCUCCCCGUGGACGUCCACAUCAAGGAGGACGUCGAGAAGCGCAAGGUUUGCUUCCUGUGUUUGCGAACCCGCUUUACCCUGUUUGCCCGCGGCAUUCUGUGCAAACUGUGCCAGCGGACGGUGUGCAACAAGUGUAACCAAAAGAUGCGAAUACCUACCGAACAUUUCCGGAAUGUUCCCGUGGUGCUCCUGUCGCCGUCGCUGAUGAGCAGCCCGUGCACGUCGAACACGCCGUCGCCCAGCCAUCACCAAGCGCAUGGCGGAGGUUCCGGACCGCACAGCCUCGUGGACGAAACGUUCCCGCGGUCGCUGAUGGAGCGGCUGCUGCGGCCCGAGUUAGACCGAAAGACUCGCAACACCGUCGGUAGCGCUCCAUCGUCGCCAAAGAACCAACGCUCGGCUUCCAGCACGCCGGGCAGCAGCCUGCACGGCGCCGAACCCCUUUCGCUGCCCAUGACCAACGGCAGUGGCGCCAAAGAUCACAACCACCACCCAUCGGCAACUGCAUCCGCCACCACAAGCCAACACCAAAAGAGUCUAUCGCUGAUGACGCGCAGCAUGGAGGGUCCGCACAGUCUUCCGCCGCAGAGUCCGGCCCGGCCACACUCCAACAACAGCACGCUGGACCGAAGCACUUCCAGGAACCGGUUCGCCAAGGCGUUCACCCUGUCGGCGGCGGCCGCCGCCGGUCAAAACUCCGUCAUCGACCCCCAGAAGGAGCGGCUGACGGGGGAGCUGAUGGCCGUGUGCAACGAUUGCCGCAGCCUGGUGCUGGAGAUUAUUCGGUCGUCGCGCCAGACGCGAUCCUCGGCGCAGAACCAGGCGCUGCGGAACCUCACGCUGGACCUGUCGCCGGUCUACAAGCGUUAAUCUCAAAACGACAUGCCAAACAGGUGCUGAUUGUUAUAUCCCUCUUUCGAAAAAGGGUGCCCCUUAUUUUUCACUCUCUAUUCAACGGUUGGGUUCUUUUCUCUCUUUGUGAAAAAUCAAAUUUGAAGCGAAAAACGCGCGCGCAACUCGAGCUUAAAGUGAACUUUUCGUAAUUUAAAUUAAUUUAUUCGCUAACACUAGCUGUUAAGGGUGCGGGGGUGGUUUCCUUUCUGCACGCUUUGCUACCAAAUUUUUACUUUUAUAAAUUCCUAGCAAAUUUUUCCAACUGUUCCUUAAAGGGUGCACGCGUUCGAAUGUCCCUCCCCGCAAUCAACAACACGAAACAAAAAUGUAAGAAAAAGAGACAACGAGGUCUCUUAAUUUUUACCUGGUCGAAAACACCACCAUUUGAAUAAUUUGAACUUGUGUUUUGCAGAAGACACCUAUUUUUAUAUGUGCAUCACACUCUCGAAAAAAGCGCGUAGUAGCGUUUCUUUGAAUUUGAUUUUUCGCGCGCAGAAAAUGGUUUUCUUUUUUUCUGAAAAGCAUGCUUGUUAUGUUACGGAGGAUUUGGGAGGAAACACACACACACACAAUCACACACAAAACCAAUUGUAAAAAGUAUAACCAAUUGUAUUGAUAGGAAAACUAACCGUGACUUGUUGAAGUUAAAAAUAAAGGAAUGUUGAAACGAUUAACCUCCUGCGAAUUUAAUCACGUUUGAAGAAAGAGAGUUGAAAUGUCUUCCUUUUGUAGGAUUUCUUUAACGUUUUUUUACAAAAUUCAAAAAAAUAUAUGUUUUGCCAGCAAUAAGUUUUCCAAUCAUCCAAUUACCUUGAAAAAAAACCAAAUCAGGUAAAGGAAACAAUAUCUCAGAAAAGAAGGCAGCAUGUUCAGAAUGGAGCAAAGAAAUAACACAAAUUACAGUUGUUGAUAGAAAAGUAAAUCACACGCAAACAAACAAUCUAUCGAACUAAACCUUACUCGAACUUCACGAAACUGUGAACAAACACGAUCGAGUAGGAUCGCAACUACAUAGAGACUUCACGAAACAGGACCUCUUCCCGAAGCACAUCUCAACUCGUAUCAACCGUAUCUCUCUUUCAAUAUCCUUGAAUAUGUUUAGCAAAACACACACACAAGCAGACACAUCUAGGUUUACAUCCGUUUCGCGAGUAAACAAGUAAAUAAGUUGCUGUAAAUCUCCUUGAAUAGCAUGAUACUCAUAGGCUAACGCUGUUUAAAAAUCCAACACUUUGUAAAUAACCAAAAUCAAAUGAUUACACUUAUAUAUCGUUUUAGUAAGAGCUAUAACCACAACAACCAACAAAACAAAUCACACUUGCACACUUUUUUUUUAGUUCGUACGAGGCAGAAACAUAGUUUAGUUUAAGGCUGCAUUCUUGUCUACCUAUAUUAUCGCUGAUCGAUCAACGGCAGCACACAACACAGAGGAAUAUUAAUUGUGUUAAUAUUUUAAUCGCAAAUCAGAAACUGACUACUGCUACACACACACACCCACAUCAGAGCAACGUGCGCGCAGCAUUGUGUAUAGUUAAAAUUUUAAAAAACAACAACUAGAUUAAUAUAUAUCAAGAGAGCUGUUAAAUUGAGAAAAUAUAACGCAAAAGUACUAGAAGUGG
Molecule: messenger RNA, 6287 nt
Organism: Culex pipiens pallens (northern house mosquito)
Lineage: Eukaryota; Metazoa; Arthropoda; Insecta; Diptera; Culicidae
Gene: spir
Product: protein spire
Exons: 17
Coding region: 1231-4644 (1137 amino acids)
Biological process (GO): establishment of meiotic spindle localization; actin filament network formation; Golgi vesicle transport
Cellular component (GO): cytoplasmic vesicle membrane; cell cortex
Molecular function (GO): actin binding
Source: RefSeq, a predicted model, not a curated record